CGAAAAAAUAAAUUCCCUAAAGUAUGGCUUUGGAACUAAAUUGUAAUUUUUUCGAAUUUUAAUAAUGUAAUAUUUUGAUAAAUUAAUUAAAUAUGUAUAGCUACCUUACUUUUUAUUAUUUCUCUUUCUUGACUGGAAGUAUUGCGAUUAUUAAAGCAACUCACCUUUCUUCUACGGAUAUGGAUCAAUGCCUAGAUGUUUGUUCCGACAGUUUUUUCCUUUUACCUUUAGAGGAAGGCUCACAGAGUAAGUGUCAACGAGGUUGCCGAUUCUUGAACAUUAUAAACCUUACGGCAAAAAGAAAUCUCACCGAUACUCUUGGCGAAUGUCACGAUUCUUGUUAUCAAUCAUACGAAACGUUAACGUCAAAGAAAUCGUGUGUUGUUGGUUGUGACGCUACCAAAAUAAAAAAACAAAGCAAUCGCAAUACGUUUCCGUUUUUACAACAAUACAGCGCAAACGAACAAGGUCUCGAUUCGUUAGAAAAUGAUUUUUUCUUAGACCCGUUAAUUCGACAACAAGUUGAGAAUGGCUUCAGCAUAAAAUACAAGAUACCCGAAGCCUACAUUAAAACACUACCUGUUAAUGAACAUUUUGAUUUAGUUAUUGAAACAUCUUUAGAUCCUAAUGACAAGGUGGUCUGCUCGUCGCUGGUUCCGUUUCUUAUUUUCAGUGCAGUCUUAAUGGUAUUCUUGUUGUGUAUUGUGAAAAUUGCACAAUCAAUUCAAGUGAUUGAGACUCAUGUUCAACUAGUUACAUAUCCGAACUUAGAGGUUGUUGACAAGGCAGCUGAUCCACUCAUUAAGCAGAUCUGAUUAUCUGUAUUAUUGAUAUUAAUUCCUACAAUUAUGAUCUCAAGAAUUUAUUGGGUUCAUUUUAGAAACCAUCAUAUGGGACAUUUUAAACAUGUAUAGCUAUUACGUACUUCAAUUCCACAUUUUACAAUGAUUUAAUUCGGUGCACAAUAAUUAUUAUGUCUUGUAA
Molecule: messenger RNA, 984 nt
Organism: Photinus pyralis (common eastern firefly)
Lineage: Eukaryota; Metazoa; Arthropoda; Insecta; Coleoptera; Lampyridae
Exons: 4
Coding region: 93-815 (240 amino acids)
Source: RefSeq, a predicted model, not a curated record